Molecule: messenger RNA, 1755 nt
Organism: Alternaria hordeiaustralica
Lineage: Eukaryota; Fungi; Ascomycota; Dothideomycetes; Pleosporales; Pleosporaceae
Exons: 2
Coding region: 1-1755 (584 amino acids)
Biological process (GO): attachment of GPI anchor to protein
Cellular component (GO): GPI-anchor transamidase complex
Source: RefSeq, a predicted model, not a curated record
AUGCUCUCGUCUUUUUAUUUUGUGUUGCUCAAUGCCUUGAUCGCUUUCGUCUCUGCGGGCGCCGACUACAGCGAGCGCCUCCUCCUGCGACCCCUUCCCCAGAACACCCUUCUGGCCUCUUUCAACUUCCGGAGCAACGAAAGCGCGACUGCAUUCGAACAACAGAACUUCCGAUACUUCCCGCGAUCUUUUGGACAGAUUCUGCAACAUGCGCAUACGAGGGAGCUACAUUUAAGGUUCAGUGUUGGAAGAUGGGAUGCUGAGAAUUGGGGACAGCGGCCAUGGAACGGCGCAAGAGAAGGAGGGACUGGCGUUGAACUGUGGGCUUGGGUAGAGGCUGAUACUGAGGAAGAAGCAUUUGCACGAUGGCUGAAGCUUACCAACGCUCUGUCAGGCCUCUUUUGUGCCUCGAUCAACUUCAUCGAUGCCACCAAGACCAUACGGCCCGUCAUGUCAUUCGACCCCGAAGGCCAACACCGUAACUCGUCCAACCUUCACCUCCUCCACGGCACGCUACCGCACGAAGUCGUCUGCACGGAGAACCUUACGCCUUUUCUUAAGCUACUGCCCUGUAAGGGUAAGGCCGGUGUAUCCAGCCUACUGGACGGACACAAGUUAUUCGACGCUUCAUUCCAAACCAUGGCCAUCGAUGUACGCCCGACGUGCGAAGAGGGUAGCUCAAGCUGCUCAAUAGAGAUGGAGCAAAGCGUAGACAUGGUCUUGGACAUUGCGCGAGCCAAGCGACCCAGAGACAACCCUAUUCCGCGACCCCUACCCAUCAAUCAGAUGGAAUGCGAUACGUCCAAGCCAUACAACGGGCACGAUACCUGCUAUCCCCUGAACAAGGGCACCGAGCCCGCCUGGACACUGGAGGAGGUCUUCGGCAGACCGCUCAGGGGGGCCUGUCCGCUGGCAGAUCAGGCUGAGGGAGAGGCGAAUAACGUUUGCAUCAACUUGCCACCGGAGCGCGAGCUCGAGGUCAAGACAACAGGAGAGUUCACAGAGUCUAGACUGGCAUCAGACACCCUCCGAUGCUACAAGCUCCCCGUCGGCGAAGACCUCGACCUCGUUCUACCCGAGCAGAAAAUGAAAACCGGUCUUGUCCGUCCCGAUCCUCUAGUCUUCGCCGCAAGAUCCAUCAACGGUCACGGCCAGGAACGCGGUAGUACACAGUCCGUCAUCAAGAACCCGUCUACCACCGACGCAGUCGAGAUAGUAUACCUAGAGUCUCUACCUUGGUUCAUGAAACCAUACCUUCACACGCUCCAAGCCCGCGUCGACACCACAGAUGAAAGCCCCAUAAAAGAGACCUACUACCGCCCAGCCGUCGACCGCAAGCGCGGCACCCACCUCGAGCUACGCAUGGUUAUCCCACCAGCCUCCACUCUCACACUCUCUUACGACUUCGAGAAAGCGAUUCUGCGCUACACAGAAUACCCGCCAGAUGCGAAUCGAGGCUUCGACGUCGCACCUGCUGUUAUCCGUAUUCUGUCGCCGCAGUCAGGAGAUAACAAGGGUAUCUACGUUCGCACGACUUCGCUGCUACUUCCUCUUCCCACGCCGGAUUUCAGUAUGCCGUAUAACGUUAUUAUCUUGACUAGUACGGUCAUGGCGUUGGGCUUUGGCAACAUCUUCAAUCUACUUGUGAGGCGCUUUGUGGGCGUGGAUGAAGUGCCUACUAUGGGUGCUGGGGGGCUGAAGGGUAUUAUUAUCGGGAAGAUAGCUAGACUUAAGGGCCUGUUGGGGAUGGGUUAA